AGGCAGGCAGGCAGGGAGGGAGGGAGAGCGAGAAAAAGCGGACGGGCAGGAGGAGAUAGAUAGACGGAGAAAGAGAAAGGGGAGCAGGAAGAUGGUGUGUGUCCUGUCGGUGGCUGCCGGUGUGUGCUGGGCUGGGCUCAACGCGAAGAUGCAGCCAUGGGGGAUCCAGGCGGCUCCACUCCUUUGUGCAGCAUGAGCCAUGAGCCAAAGUCACCAUCGUUAGGAAUGAUCUCCACAGCGACCCGUACCACGGCGACGGUCAGCCCACUCACCCCGUCGCCCCUCAACGGCUCCAUCGUAGCCAAUGGAAGCCCGGCUACCCAGUCUGCUCACUCUGGAUUUGCUGCAGCCCUCCGUAAACUGGCGAAACAGGCCGAAGAACCUAGAGCUGCAUCCUCCAUCAGCAGUGAGUCCUCUCCUGUGUCCUCCCCAGCCACCAACCACAGCUCUCCAGUCACUACACCCAAGAGGGGUCCCCUCGGUCCAGGGCCUGUCCUGGUUCCCCCAGCAGGCCACAGCGUGCCAAAUACUCCACCUGUAGUCACCAUUGCUCCAACAAAGACAAGCAACGGCCUGUGGAGGAACGAGGGACGCCAGGCUGACUCGGGGCCUCGUGGGGCCAGCAGGGAACGUCUAGGUGCAGAGGGGACCCUCCCCCAGGAAAAGGGUGGCCCCUCAGUCCCUGCCCACCUCCUGGGAAACCCCUAUGCCUUUGGUCUCACCCCCGGUGCUGUCAUGCAGGAUUCACGUUUCCAGCCCCUCAAUCUGCCCAGACAGUUGCCUAAUGCAGUGCCCCCUGGUCCAGUACCAGAAGAGUACCUCCGUGGUUUCCGUCCCUAUGCCACGACUGAGGAUGCCCUUCGCAUGCCCUCUUUGCCCUUGGGCCUGGACCCUGCCACUGCAGCUGCCGCAGCUGCCUACUACCAUCCCAGCUACCUGCCCCACCCUUCCUUCACACCAUACAGGAUGGAUGACCCGUUCUGCCUUUCUGCUUUGAGGUCACCUUUCUAUUCAUUGCCAGCAGGGGGAGCUUUACCCCCCAUCCAUCCCUCUGCUGUUCACAUGCACCUACAAGGGGUCCGCUACCCUGGAGAUUUCACACACCCUUCACUGUCAGCACUGCAGUCUGAGAGGCUUCAGCUGGAGGAUGAGCUGCGGCAGAGAGAGAGGGAGCGCGAAAGAGAACGCGAGCGCGAAAAGGAGAGAGAGCGGGAGGUGGAGAGAGAGAAAGAGCGGGAGAGGGAACGAGAGCGGGAGAGAGAGCGGGAGAAGGAGUUGGAGAGGGAGAGAGAGAGGGAGCGUGAGCGCGAGAGAGAGCGCGAGAGGGAACGGGAGAAGGAGAGAGAAAGAGAGAAGGAGCUGGAGAGGCAGAAGGAGAGAGCACUGAGGGAGAAGGAACUGCAGGCUUCCAAGGCCAUGGAGAGCCACUACCUGGCCGAGCUCCAUGCCAUGAGGGGGCAGGAGGACCGAACCAAGCAUGAGAGACUCACCCCUAAUCGGGCUGCAGAUAAAACCAAAGAGCCCGCUCCUCCAGCUCCCAAACCAGUCCCGCCAGGACUCCACUCUUCAAUGGUCCAAUCACAUCAUCCUGUCCCUGGUCUAAUCUCAGGCCACGGCCUCUACAUGGGGCCGGGUGCCGUAGGGCCGGGGCUGUCUGCCUCAAUGAUGGCUCAGAGGACCAAUGAGGAGGAGAGGUGGUUGGCACGGCAACGCAAGCUGCGGCAGGAGAAAGAGGAUCGUCAGUACCAGGUGUCUGAAUUCCGCCAGCAGGUUCUGGAGCAGCACCUGGACUUGGGCCGGCCAGGUGACGCGCCAGAUCACAGGGCAGACUCGCACAGAUCCAUACCAAAUCACCAUGAACCAGGAAACCGGGACCUCCACCCUCACUUAGGCGCCCCUCCACCACUCAUCUCCCCCAAACCUCCGCAGCCACCACGUGAACACCACCCUCCGCCUCCCACCACCCUGUGGAACCCUGCAUCUCUUAUAGAAACAACGUCAGACUCCAGACGUAGCCACGAGCCCUCAGGGAUGGGACACUAUGAGCUCAGUCGGCUGCCGCCAGGGCCCUCGAAAUACGAGGACGGAGCACGAAGGAGAGAAGGGGGAGUAAUGGAGAAGUAUCCCCCACUGAGAGGUCCUCCAGGCCUGCCGGAGCCCAGCACAUUCCUCGCCGAUCUGGAGAAAUCCACCCAGUCCUUCUUCAGCCAGCAGAGGGCAUCACUGUCCCUGUCAAGCCAGUAUGAAUUGGAGGGAGUCAUGAAAAGCAAUGCUGGGCUAAAGAGCCUCCAGGGACACCCAGGGCACAGUAGACAUGGACAAGGGCUAGGAAUGGUCACUGGGCCAGGGAUGGGACAAGUAGCCGCACUGGGGAUGGGUCCAGACACAAUGCUGAUCUAUGACGAGUUCCUUCAGCAGCACCGAAGGCCUGUCAGCAAGCUAGACCUGGAGGAGAAGAGGAGAAGGGAGGCCAGGGAGAAAGGUUACUACUAUGAGCUGGAUGACUCAUAUGAUGAGAGUGAUGAGGAGGAGGUGAGAGCCCAUCUCAGGAGAGUAGCAGAGCAGCCCCCACUCAAAUUGGAUGACUCCACUGAGAAAUUGGACUUUCUGGGAGUGUUCGGCCUGACCACAGUGGGCCGGCGAGAUGAGCUGGUGCAGCAGAAGAGAAGGAAGAGGAGGAGGAUGCUCAGGGAGCGCAGCCCCUCACCACCUGUCUCGCAGUCGAAACGCACUCCUCCUCCUCCUCCCCAACUCAGCACGCGCUUCACCCCUGAAGAGAUGGACCGAGCGCCAGAGCUGGAGGAUAAGAAGCGUUUCCUCACUAUGUUCAGGCUGUCCCAUGUCACUCUACAGCAGAGGAGAGAUAAUGAAAGGGUGGUGGAGUUGCUUCAGGCCAUUAAAGAAAAGAGCGUAACCUUGGAUACCAUCAGACAUGCCCCUCAUCCGCUAUGUAAGAGCCCUCCAGCACAGAUCUCUGAUUCUGCAUUUGCCCAGCCUCCAUCUGAAUCAGAAGACCACCACAGUGUCAGAUCACAUAGCCCCCCCUCACAUUGCCCAGCGUCCCCCAGUGGCAAUCCAAAACCCCUUGGGGACACAUUAAGACCAAAGGAACCCCCUUCUCCAGCUGUCUUCCCAGACAAGGCCCGGGGGCCCAGUGAGGGACCGAUCCCUAAGAGGAGCUCCAGCCUGCUGAACAGUUUGCGGCCCCCGCUCCCCCUGCAGGCUAAAGAGGGCCCUCACAGCGUCAAUGGACGUACCAAACCCUGGGACAGUUUCACCCCAGAGGAAUUUGCCCAGCAGUUCCACGAAUCUGUGCUUCAGUCCACUCAGAAGGCUCUGCAGAAAAACAAAGGUGGAGCCACGGGGAUGUCAGAGUCGUCCCACCUCCAGGAGGCGUCUGUUCACUACAACAUUCCAGAGCUUCAGAGCACCCCUGGCCGGCCGCCACAGCCGCUUUCACAAUCUCACUCAAAUGCACAUUCAUUUCCACAUCCGCUCUCACACCCUCACCCUCAGCCCAACGGGCAGCACUCUGCACCCCUACACCGGGAGGCCUCAGGGACGAGGGAGGACCUGUCUGGUCCAGAUGACUCUGAGGAGGAGGAGGAUGAGGAGGAAGAGGAGGCUCCUGUGUCCAAGUGGCAGGGGAUUGAAUCUAUAUUUGAAGCUUAUCAGGAAUAUGUUGAAGAGCAAAGCUUGGAGCGACAAGUAUUGCAGAGCCAGUGUCGAAGACUAGAAGCUCAGAACUACAACCUCAGUCUGGCCGCUGAGCAGCUGUCUCAUAGCAUGGGGGAGCUGAUGUCCCAGAGGCAGAAGCUGGCAGUGGAAAGGGAGAAGCUACAAGCAGAGCUGGAGCACUUCAGGAAGUGUUUGACGCUGCCACAGACACACUGGCCAAGAGGCGGCCAUUACAAGGGUUACCCUCCCAGGUGACCCCAGCACGCCGACCUGAUGGCCCACGGCCGCCUCCCCUUACAGACUGUCACCCAGAGUUUAUUUUUCAUGGCCUGGUCCACAUAGCUCCAUGGAGGAGAAUAUGGCAGGCUAUAGAAACUGAAUGAAUGAAUGAAUGAAUGAAUGGAUACAUGGAUGAUACAGGACCAUACAGUGAAGGACAGGCAGCCUUUGGAUUGUGGCCAGCCAGGGACUGUGCCACAACCCACUAAUGCGUGCCAAUGUAGCCAACCCCCGAGAUCAGCGAGAGUAUGGGGCAGGAGUACCUGAAGAUCAACACAAACACACACAAAUACACACACACACACACACGCACGCACCUACGCACCUGCUCUUCACGUAGUCUUCAGCCCCUGCUGCUCUAUCGUUCAGUCCCUGCAUCCCUCGCCGCCACAGCUACACAGACAAUCCUGCCAAUGAGGGAGCAGCUACCCCAGGAGGGGUGUCGUCAAAGAGACUUGAACACUCCAAAGGCUUCUGGCCAGUCGGGACUGAUUUUUAUCACAGUGGCCAUGAGCUUUUGAACUGGAAAUGCACUUAAGAAGAAAAGCUGAAGAACUACCAGGUGGUACUGUGUUACAGCAAAGAACUGUUCAAAUUAGGGAAGAACUUAGAAAAUGCACAUUUUUGGAAAGAAUUAAGGAAAUGUUUUAUUUCGAAAUAGAAAUUUGAGAAUAAGAAUUUUAAAAGGUGCUUCAGCCUUGUAUUGUAUAUAUAAUAUGAAGACUUAAAAGAAUUUUGUAUGUUUUUAUUACUUUAAUCAUUGUUCUUUUAAAAGAAAAAGCCUGCCAUUUUUAUAUGUUUAUGCUUUUUUUGGGUUGGAAAAGAAAGCCUUGCUUUUAGUGUUUGUACUGCUGCUGGCCAGAACAGCUCAUUUUGAGACAUUUAACAGAGUGAGGGAGAACAGGAUCCACUCCUCCUACUCUCUCUCCCAGCACUGCGCAGCUGAGGCCCAGCCACAGCCACCUCAUCUGGCGUCUGAGCUCAGCAGAGCUUACUUAGCGGUCCUGAGACAUGGCUCCUGCCCUCUCAUCCCCCUUCCUUCACAGCAACACGUGUCUCUCUGUUUUAAUGCCCCUUUCAACAACUCCUCUGGUCAGCUUCACCGCUGCUGGCAUGACUAGUUAGCUUGUGAUAGUCUCAUACAGAAACCAGUUGAGAUCCACACUGACUUUUUUUUUUCUUUUGCUUUGGUCACUUGACAUACUUCAUUUUUUUUUUUUAAGACAUGAAGAGUCUCUUAAGCCGCCAGCUGAUGGAACUGGUUCUUGAUGCUUUAUCCUACCAUUGGACCUUUCACUUCACCUAUAUGGCAUUGGACUCAAACAAUAUGACGGUUUGCAUAAUGUUAUGCCUUACAAGAUCAAGCCCUUAUUAGCAGCCAUGAGAGGACCUAGUGCCAAAAUGAAAAACGGUAGCAUUUUGGAUUCUUAAUUUUAAAUCGAGUUGCAGUUAGGUAGCCAAACAUUCAAACCAGAAUGGCCAUCUUCCACUGCUUGAAUACAUUUGACCCCACUCGUCGUCUUCCUGCAUUUACCCGUUUUUAGGACUAGCCAAAGUUGCCAACACACUAUAAAAAAAUAAAUCACACACAAAAGUAGAUUCAAACUGGGCAUUUCCUGCUCUGUAUAAAAUCAGAAAGGUUUGAUUUACCUGGCCUCAUACAUGUUUACAACCUCUGCCUGCCCUUCAUCCUCCUCGUCAGCUCUGCACUGAGAUUCGAGUUUAACUCCCGACUUUCCACCCUGUAACUCGUGUUGCCUCAGCCUUAUGGUCGCAUGUGCAAUUGGAGACCAUCUUUGAGGUGUAUAAAUUCCAGAGGCUUCAACCCAGCUGCACAAGUUAUGGUGGGAUGGCUGGUGUAAAAAGAGUGGGGGGUGUCAGGAUUUUGAAAAAUGUAGUAAACUUUGAAAAUGUGCAUAAAGUUCAUUCAUUGAAAAGAGAAAAAAAAAAAGCACAACAACCCCCUACACACCAUAUAUUUAUUACAAGUGCCUCAAAAAUUUGGGAGCAU
Messenger RNA from Chelmon rostratus (copperband butterflyfish), 5968 nucleotides. It is a transcript of the gene gse1b, whose product is annotated as Gse1 coiled-coil protein b. The record is from RefSeq and is a predicted model, not a curated record. NCBI's taxonomy places the organism in Eukaryota, Metazoa, Chordata, Actinopteri, Chaetodontiformes, Chaetodontidae. The transcript has 16 exons. The coding region runs from base 157 to 3933 and encodes 1258 amino acids.